Molecule: messenger RNA, 1446 nt
Organism: Lasiodiplodia theobromae
Lineage: Eukaryota; Fungi; Ascomycota; Dothideomycetes; Botryosphaeriales; Botryosphaeriaceae
Product: Squalene synthetase
Exons: 4
Coding region: 1-1446 (481 amino acids)
Biological process (GO): farnesyl diphosphate metabolic process; ergosterol biosynthetic process
Cellular component (GO): endoplasmic reticulum membrane
Molecular function (GO): squalene synthase [NAD(P)H] activity
Source: RefSeq, a predicted model, not a curated record
AUGCCGAAGGCGUCGGAUAUCGUGUACUACCUGUUCCACGUGCAGGAGCUGCGGUCCAUAAUCCAAUGGAAGGUCUGGCACAACCCCGUCCACGAGCGUGAUGAGUCCAAGGAAUGCCCGACGCUGCGCCAAUGCUUCGUCUUCCUCCAGCAGACCAGCCGCAGCUUCGCCGCCGUCAUCCAGGAGCUGCAUCCCGAGCUGCUCGUCCCCGUCUGCCUCUUCUACCUCAUCCUCCGUGGCCUCGAUACCAUCGAAGAUGAUAUGACCAUCGACCUCAAGACGAAGGAGCCUCUGCUGCGCGAAUUCGACCAGAUUCUGGAGAAGGAUGGUUGGAACUUCAACGGGAACGGUCCCAAUGAGAAGGACAGGCAGCUGCUUGUCGAGUUCGAAGUCGUGAUCGAGGAGUUCAAGAAGAUCAAGAAGCCGUAUCAGGCCAUCAUCAAGGACAUCACCAAGAAGAUGGGUAAUGGCAUGGCCGACUACGCCAACAAUGCCGAGCACAACACGUACGGUGUGAACACCGUCAAGGACUAUGAGCUGUACUGCCACUACGUCGCUGGUCUUGUUGGAGAGGGUCUGACGCGCCUCUUCGUCGAGGCCGACCUGGCCAAUACCGCCCUUCUCAAGCGCCCGGAGCUUCAGGAGUCCAUGGGUCAAUUCUUGCAGCAGGUCAACAUCAUCAGAGACAUCAAGGAGGAUUUGGAUGACAACCGGAAGUUCUGGCCCAAGGAAAUCUGGUCGAAGCACGUUGACAACUUCGAAGACCUCUUCAAGCCUGAGAACCGCGACAAGGCUCUCAACUGCAACUCAGAGAUGAUCUUGACUGCGCUGCGCCGUGCGCCUGAUUGCUUGUUCUACCUCGCCGGUCUCAGGGACCAAAGUGUGUUCAACUUCUGCGCCAUCCCGCAGACCAUGGCGAUUGCGACGCUAGAAUUGUGCUUCCGCAACCCCGCCAUCUUCGAGAAGAACAUCAAAAUCACCAAGGGCCAGGCAUGCGAACUGAUGGUCCGGUCAACGCAGAACCUGCAGAUUGUCUGUGAGGUCUUCAAGGAUUACUCUCGUAAGAUUCUCAAGAAGAAUGAUCCCAGAGAUCCCAACUUCCUCGAGAUCAGCAUCGCUUGCGGCAGGAUUGAGCAAUUCAUCGAGUCGAUCUUCCCGUCGCAAACAGCCCAGAACAGGGAGAUGAAGACUUCGCUGAGCCCAGAGGAGGAGGCCAAGAAGAAGAAGGAGGAGGAGGACGCCAAGUGGGACCUGAUCUACAUGGGAAUUGCCGUAAUUUCCACGCUAACGAUAGUCACCUUUUGCAUGAUCCUUGUCGCUUGGUUUGCUGGUGCAAGAUUCGACAUUGCCUUCGCCCAGCUCAAGCAGGGCUUGUUCAAGGCGCCCGCACCUGGCUCGCCCGAAGCACAGGAGGCCAUCCACAAGUUCGAUCACGGCGAGCUCUAG